UAGGGAUGUGAUGGACUUCCAUUGUUUUUCUGUGUAAAUAAGCAGCAAGCACAGCUUAGCUUAAUGGAAAAUCAGAGUGCAGCAGAGCUGUUGCUGCUGGAGAUGAGGGCAGGCUGUGGCUUGCUGAGGACCAGCAGUGCUUAGAGGCAGCGGUUUUAUACUGGCUGGAGUGUUCUCAGCAUCUCAGUUUAAAAAAAAAAAAAAAAUAGACUCAUUGUUUCAUGCUAUAGAGUAGAAAAAUACAAAGCUGUUCCCUCUUUGGGAUGGCUGAGGGAGAAAUAGUAAUGACGUAAGGGAAUAACAGUCUGAAAUGCUGCAGCAGAGCUCAGGCUGAAGUAUCCUUUGUGCUGAGGCACUGUGCAAAGGCUCAGGUGCACACUGGGGUGGGGGGGAAAUCAUUUGGGAGCAGAACACACUCAUUGCAUUCUGCCUGGCACCACAAGGGCACGAUCCCAAGUUGGGCUUUGCCACUCCUGACUGGUGAUUGCCACCUGCAGUUCUAACAGUGCUCCACAACUUACUAAUGCUUGCUGAGAGCAUGCACCUCUCCUGAUUUUGAAGGAGAAUCUUUGGAAUGCAGUUAGCUUUCAUCUAAUUCACUUAAUCCUUAACGUCUUUAACCUUGCUGGCACACUGCUUCAGUUUAUUUCUAUUGCAGUCACAUUUUGAUGUGUGGACAUUUGUAAUCAGAUAAGGAUCCUCGUGCUGCUUGUCUUUGGGGCUAAGUGAGCAUCCACACCUGUGGGUGCUCCUCAUUGUGAGGCAACGAGCAGCCUUUUGAGAUGGGACAUGUCCAUCUCUUACUUUAUCUGCUUUUAAAUAUUACUUUUUUCCCUUCUAAAGUAUUCCAAAGAUCUAUUUCCUCCUGCUUCCUUGGGAUAAGCUUCUUGCUGGCAUAGAGGCACGUGAAGGAAUCAAAAGGCACUUUGCCAGCUGCACUGGGUAUGGCAAGGAGGGGUGGAACCCCUAACUAAUGGCUUACUGGUUAGGAGAGGUCCUUCCCACACUAGAGCAAUUAGCAUUGGAGUGGUAGGGAGUGGAGAGGCAGAUGCAUUGGUAUUCCAGAACAGAACUGAGAAAAGAAUGCUUUAAAAUGAAGCUUCCCCCAUUGUGUGUGAUCUUUCAAACUUGAUGCUGUCAGAUAACCGCGUUAACUUGCAUAAUAACUUUCCUGUUCUGCUAUUGACUUUCCCCUUUUCCUUUAGUUAUAGAUGCUCUUCUGUUUCAAAUCUCUAAGCUAAUAGUGAAAGAUAUGUAAGGAUGUUGAUCAACGCGAUCCCCGCGGCCGCACCUUGCUGCAUCUUGCUGUUUCCUUGGGUUACAUAGAAUCUGCCAAAGUCCUCCUUCAGCACAAGGCAGAUGUAACUAAAGAGAACGCACAGGGAUGGACAGUUUUACAUGAGGCCAUCAGCACAGGAGAUCCAGAGAUGGUCCAUAUGAUUCUGCAGCACAGAGACUAUCAGCAGACCUCCAGGACGCUUGGAGGAGUCCCUGAAUUACUCCAGAAGAUUAAUGAGACUCCUGACUUUUAUGUGGAAAUGAAAUGGGAAUUCACUAGCUGGGUUCCACUGGUUUCUCGGGUUUGUCCCAGUGAUGUCUGUCGCAUCUGGAAAAGUGGUGCCAAACUGAGAGUUGAUAUCACACUGCUGGGGUUUGAGAACAUGAGCUGGGAGAGGGGAAGGCGCAGCCUGAUCUUCAAGGGAGAAGAUGCUGAAGGUUGGGCAGAACUAAUUGAGAUUAACCACGAUGAUAAGUUUGUUACCACGGAACGUUUUGAGAUUUCCCAACACAUGGAACGUUUGACACUGGGAUCCAUGACACCAAAAAGAAGAGAAGUGGAAAGGCGCCUUACAUCUCCGAUUAUCAACACGUGCCUUGAUACAAAAAAUAUUGCUUUUGAAAGAACCACAUCUGGAUUCUGGGUAUGGAGGACUGAAAAAGCAGAAGGUGUGAAUGGUUAUGAAGCAAAGGUGUACAUGGCAAACAAUGUAAAUAUAGUCACAAAAAUCAGAACGGAACACUUAACAGAAGAGGAAAAGAAAAGAUAUAAAGCUGACAGGAGCCCCUUGGAAUCGUUUCUGGGUACAGUGGAGCAUGAGUACGGUGCUCAGAGUGCGGUGAAGACAACAGAGUAUGCCACAAGUAACAACCCUACUGCUAUUACUCCAGAGGAAUACUUCGAUCCAGAGUUUGAUUUGAAGGGCAGGGAUAUAGGAAGACCCAAAGAAGUCACCAUUCGAACGCAGAAAUUUAAAGCGACCUUGUGGAUGAGUGAAGAGUUUCCCUUGUCCCUUGUGGAGCAAGUAACUCCAAUCAUUGAUCUGAUGGCCAGAACUAGCGCUCAUUUUGCCAGACUAAGGGAUUUCAUCACUCUGGAAUUUCCACCAGGGUUUCCUGUCAAAAUUGAAAUUCCCUUAUUUCAUGUGUUGAACGCUCGAAUUACAUUUGAAAAUGUCAACAGCUGCAGGACAGCUGAGAGAACAUCAUCACCAACGGGUGGAGGUGUACAGGGGGAUGCAGGUGCUAAUUUUGAGGUUGACCAGUCAGUGUUUGAGAUCCCCAAAUCUUACCAUGUCCAAGAUGAUGGUAGGAACAUACAUGUGCACGAUGAAGAUAAUGAGAUUAUGCAGUUUGCUAUUCAGCAGAGCCUGUUGGAAUCCAGUGGAAAUAAAGAAGUGGGGGCGCAUUCCAAUGGAGCAGUUGCAUAUUCACAGGACUUCAAUAUACAGUAUCAGAGGGCACUGCAGGAGAGCUAUCUAACGAGCACAGGUAACUCACAGAGCAGCAGCCCUAGCGAGCCUUCUAGCUUUGAGAAGGACUUGCAGCUUGCCAUGGAGCUGUCUGUCCGAGAGCAGGAGGAGCGCGAGAGGCAGCGCCGUGAGGAGGAAGAUGCAGAGCUGCAGCAAGUUCUACAGCUUUCUCUUGUGGAAAAAUAACUCUUGAUAAUAAGGGUGACCAAAUCUGUGCGAAGCUGGAGGCUUUCAGAGCUCUCAGGCUGGAGAUCGCUCCUGGAUUGCUGAAGUAAACAUUUCACCUGCCUUCUUCAUCAUCACUGUAAUAUCAGCUACAACAGCUGAUGUUUUUUAAAUUGUCUUUUAUUAUUUGAGGGAGAUUCAGUGACUGGGCAUUCUGUGUUUAGCUGCCCAGCUGUGCAGCCUAAGCUGUGACAUUCUUUUACCUGAACACGUUUAUUGAAGAGCAGGUGGAAGGCUUGCUUGGCACCAGGCCUGAGGGUUGCGUUGAACUGUAAAAAACCUGAUUUAUGAGGAGUUCAGAAGGGAAACUUCAUUACUUACCAAAGAAAUACUGAUCUGUGUAGUCACUUGGGAAUAAUUCAAAGCCAUUGUCUCUGUUCCUUCCAGUCCUUACGUGGAAGGUAUCUCUAUGCAUUCACAUACGUACAGUAGUUUCCAUGCUGACAGAUGCUCUGUUAGUGUUGUUUAUACAUGAUUAUUUCUUCUCCAGUCACUGAGACUUUUAUCAUAUGCUCCUGCUUACAAGGGAUAAUUUUAUACUUGAACAGCUAAUCCAAGCAUGAGAUUAAACUAGUGCUUUCUGAGAUCAGACAAACCAAGCAGCCAGUACAAUUUUAGCUCCUCAAGUGGGACCAUCCUCCUAAAGUAGCACUUUCUGCAGUGAUUCAACACCAGCUCGUUCCCAUAGUCAGAGGGCAGCAAGGACGUAAGCGAUAGAUACAGGUGCUUCUUGAGAUGGCUGUGCGUGUGCAUGCGUGUGGGUGCUGCUGAAUUCAAACAGGAGAAAAGUCAGUUGAGAUUUUAAUGUGUACUUAUUGCAAGAUGAGUUUUAAUUCUGUCACCCGAAAGGGAAAAUGCCUGUUGCUUUUUAAACCUCAGAUGCUUAUCCUUCAUGUGAAUACAUACUUUUUUAUCUGAAUCUUUUUAUUGACUUUUAAACCAAACCAAGAUGACUGCCCUCCCUAAAAUGCUAUCGUUACAAUUCACAAAUAGGUUUUAACAGCUUUCCUCAGGUCUUUCCUCCUACAGUACGGUUGUAGCUGUUCUACUUGCACUCCUGUCAGUGUUUACAGUACUUGCCCU
This is a messenger RNA of Lagopus muta (rock ptarmigan), 4058 nucleotides long. RefSeq names its product ankyrin repeat domain 13A (gene ANKRD13A). Gene Ontology annotation, cellular component: cytoplasm. Gene Ontology annotation, molecular function: protein binding. The record is from RefSeq and is a predicted model, not a curated record. Lineage: Eukaryota; Metazoa; Chordata; Aves; Galliformes; Phasianidae. The transcript has 15 exons. The coding region runs from base 1428 to 2936 and encodes 502 amino acids.